This is a messenger RNA of Artibeus jamaicensis (Jamaican fruit-eating bat), 5568 nucleotides long. It is a transcript of the gene CTTNBP2, whose product is annotated as cortactin binding protein 2. Lineage: Eukaryota; Metazoa; Chordata; Mammalia; Chiroptera; Phyllostomidae. Gene Ontology annotation, biological process: regulation of synapse organization. Gene Ontology annotation, cellular component: glutamatergic synapse. Gene Ontology annotation, molecular function: protein binding. The record is from RefSeq and is a predicted model, not a curated record.
AGAAGGCUGAACCUGAAGCCGCUGCUCCGAGCUCGCGUUUGAACCGGCGGGAGCAGGAAGAUGGCGACGGACGGCGCAAGCUGCGAGCCCGACUUCUCCCGCGCUCCGGAGGACGCGGCGGGGGCUGCGGCGGAGACGGCGAAAAAAGAGUUUGAUGUGGACACCCUCAGUAAAUCUGAGCUCCGGAUGCUCCUCAGUGUGAUGGAAGGGGAGCUGGAGGCCAGAGACCUGGUCAUCGAAGCCCUGCGGGCUCGCAGGAAGGAGGUAUUUAUCCAGGAACGAUAUGGAAGAUUUAAUUUAAACGACCCAUUCUUGGCACUGCAGAGAGACUAUGAAGCAGGUGCCGGCGAUAAAGACAAGAAGCCAGUUUGUACCAACCCCCUCUCCAUCCUUGAAGCAGUCAUGGCCCACUGCAGAAAAAUGCAAGAAAGGAUGUCCACACAGCUAGCUGCUGCUGAGAGCAGACAAAAGAAGCUGGAGAUGGAAAAGCUUCAGCUACAAACCCUUGAGCAAGAGCACAAGAAGCUGACCUCUCGCCUGGAGGAAGAGCGUGGCAAGAACAAGCAUGUGGUCCUGAUGCUGGUGAAGGAGUGCAAACAGCUCUCAGGCAAAGUCAUAGAGGAGGCCCAGAAGCUAGAGGAAGUAAUGGCCAAACUGAAUGAAGAAAAGAAAAAGACGAGUGCAUUAGAAGAGGAACUCUCUGUUGAGAAACGAAGAAGCAUAGAAAUGGAAGCUCAGAUGGAAAAACAGCUCUCUGAGUUUGACACCGAACGGGAACAGCUUCGUGCCAAGCUGCACCGAGAAGAAGCACACACCACUGACCUCAAAGAGGAGAUAGACAAGAUGAAGAAAAUGAUUGAGCAACUAAAAAGGGGAAAUGACAGCAAACCAAGCCUCUCUCUCCCCCGGAAGACAAAAGAUAGGCGUUUGGUCUCCAUAUCUGUGGGAACAGAAGGACCUAUGACAAGAUCUGUUGCUUGCCAGACAGACCUAGUGAUAGAAGGCACUGACCAUGUGAAGAAGUUGCCUUUGACUGUGCCUGUAAAGCCUUCCACAGGGAGCCCCCUAGUUUCUGCAAAUGCAAAAGGGAAUGCAUGUACAAAUGCCACCUCUAUCAGACCAGGUAUUGACAGGCAGGCUUCCCAUGGUGACUUGAUUGGUUCUUCUCUGUCCACUGUUCCACCUCCAAGUGUAAACAGAAUUGAGGAAAAUGGACCCAGCACAGUCUCAACGCCAGAUUUAACAAGUAGUACACCCCCACCUCCCAGCAAUGCUGCUUCUCUCACCGUGCAAACACCAGGCACAAGUCCCCAGAACUACUCGCAAGCUCCACCUGCACACAGUUUACAUUCACCGUGUGCCAAUGCAUCUCUGCAUUCAGGUCUAAACCCACGAAUCCAAGCAGCUAGAUUUAGAUUCCAGGGCAAUGCUAAUGACCCAGACCAAAAUGGAAAUACUACUCAAAGUCCUCCAUCAAGAGAUGUCUCUCCUACAAGCCAUGACAACCUAGUGGCCAAACAAAUGGCUCGGAAUACUGUGACCCAAGCACUCUCCAGAUUUACAGGCCCUCAAGCAGGAGCACCCCCAAGGCCUGGAGUGGCUGCAGAUGUUGGCACCUACCCUUCAGUCAGCCGGACCAGCGUAAAGACUCCCAGUGCACCACGAGUUGACAGAGGAAACCCUCCUCCUAUCCCUCCAAAAAAGCCAGGGCUCUCCCAAGCUCCUUCUCCACCCCACCCCCAGUUCAAAGUUAUUGUGGAUAGCGGCAGGGCCUCCAGUGCUGGGGCCAAAGUGGAUAACAAAACUGUGGCUUCACCUCCUUCCAGUUUACCCCAAGGGAGCAGGGUCAUAAGUGAGGAGAAUCUCCCUAAACCAUCCUCUCCUCAACCUCCACCAAAACCAUCCAUAGAUUUAACUGUGGCACCCGCAGGCUGUGCCGUUUCAGCCCUGGCCACGUCUCAGGUGGGUGCCUGGCCUGCUGAAACCCCUGGACUGAAUCAGCCUGCAUGUUCAGAACAUUCCCUUGUCAUUCCCACCACCAUUGCCUUUUGCUCUUCCAUAAACCCUGUUAGUGCCUCAUCCUGUAGAACAGGUGCCUCAGACAGCCUCCUGGUAACAGCAUCAGGCUGGUCACCCUCCCUAACCCCUUUGCUAAUGAGUGGUGGUCCUGCCCCCCUGGCUGGCAGGCCCACCCUUCUUCAGCAAGCUGCUGCCCAGGGAAAUGUCACUUUAUUAUCAAUGCUGCUUAAUGAAGAAGGACUGGACAUUAACUACUCCUGUGAAGAUGGCCAUUCUGCCUUGUAUUCUGCUGCUAAGAAUGAACAUACAGACUGUGUGAGAUUGCUGCUGAAUGCAGAAGCCCAAGUCAAUGCUGCUGAUAAAAAUGGCUUCACACCGUUGUGUGCUGCAGCUUCUCAGGGACAUUUCAAGUGUGUAGAAUUCUUAAUUGCAUAUGAUGCUGACAUUAACCAUGCUGCUGAUGGAGGACAGACACCUCUACACCUGGCCUGUAAAAAUGGAAAUAAAGAAUGUAUUAAGCUCUUGUUGGAAGCUGGAAGUGACCAAAGUGUAAAAACCGGAGAUGGCUGUACACCAGUUCACGCAGCUGUGGGCACUGGCAAUGUGGACAGCUCAAGCUCCAUGUAUCAUGGAGCACCAACUCGUGGAAAUUCCUUGCAUGAGGAAGAAGUCAGGUCGGAUGUUUUUGACUUGGAUCAGGGAGAAGAGAGUCCUGAAGGCACAGCCAAACCUGUUGUUCCUGCAGACCUCAUUAACUAUGCUGACAGAGAAGGCUGGACUGCUGCCCAUAUUGCUGCUUCAAAGGGUUUUAAGAACUGCCUAGAAAUCCUGUGUACACAUGAAGGACUCAAGCCAGAUAGGAGAGAUAAGUGUGGCUGGACUGCGCAUGACGUUGCCACUGAUGACUACAAGCAUCUGCUGGAGAACCUGAAUGCUCUUAAAAUACCCUUAAGGAUUUCAGUGGGUGAGAUCCAACCAGGCAACUACAGUUCUGAUGACUUUGAAUGUGAAAAUACAAUAUGUGCUUUAAAUAUCCGCAAACAGACAUCAUGGGAUGAUUUUUCAAAAGCAGUGAGUCAAGCUCUGACAGAUCAUUUCCAAGCCAUCUCUUCUGAUAAAUGGUGGAGUCUGGAAGAUGUGACGUUUAAUAACACCACUGACUCCAGUGUUGGCCUCGGUGCAGGCAGUGUGCAAUCCAUCACUCUAGGUCCUCAAGAAGGCUGCCUCUGUAGUGUGACUUAUGCAUCUACGAUUCCUCUUCAGAUGCUGCAGAACUACCUCAGGCUGGUUGAGCAAUAUCAUACUGUCAUUUUCCAUGGCCCACAAGGAAGCUUGCAGGACUACAUAGUAUAUCAGCUUGCAGUCUGCAUGAAGCACAAGCAAAUGACUUCAGGAUUCUCCUGUGAAAUAGUGAGAGCGGAAGUGGAUGCUGGUUUCUCUAAGGAACAGCUAGUAGACCUGUUCAUCAGUAGCGUGAAACAAUCUCCUGUUAAUAAGAAAAUCAUCAUAAUCUUAGAGAAUUUGGAAAAAUCUUCAUUGUCAGAGUUAUUGGGGGACUGCUUGGCACCUCUGGAAAAUCACAGCACAGAAAGCCCCUGUACUUUCCAAAUGGGAAAUGGAACAUCAAAAUGUUACUACUUUCAUGAGAGCUGCUUUCUGAUGGGCACCGUUGCGAAGGCCUCUCAGGGCUCUGACUUGCUGGUGCAGCAGCAUUUUCACUGGGUGCAGCUGCGGUGGGACAGCAAGCCCGUGCAGGGCCUGCUGCAGAGGUCCUUAAGAAGGAAAGUUGUAAAUCAGUUCAGAGGUCAGGUGUCCUCUCCCUGCGACCCCAUGUGCAAGACAGUUGACUGGGCCCUGGCCGUCUGGCACCAGCUCAUCUUCUGCCUGGUCCACUUGGGUAUACCCGAAGCACUUCUUGGGCCAAAGUAUUUCCUGUCUUGCCCUGUAGUCCCAGGACCUGCCAAAGUGACAGUGAAGUGGAUGUGUAAACUGUGGAAUGCUGUCAUUGCACCCAGAGUUCAAGAAGCAAUAUUGGCAAGAGCCUCUGUAAGACACCCUAGUCUUGUGCAAACAAAAAAGCACCCUAGCCAAGGAUAGCAGGCUGUGGUUAAAACGCUCAGCAUCUUGCUCAAUAAAGCUGUUCUGCAUGGAUGUCCCCUCCAGAGAGCAGAGCUGGACCAGCAUACCACUGAUUUCAAAGGAGGAAGUUUCCCUUUAUGCAUAGUUUGAAGUUAUAACAGUUGCAGCAAGAAGAAAGGAGAGAGUGGUGCCUAGAGAAAGGUGAGCACCAGUCCUCACAAGAAGUCUGGCUGUUUGUCUUCACCCACCUGGAGCAAGCCAGUCCUGAGUGAGAAAGGUAUCAAAAAUAUGACUAUAUCACAGCCGAAUUGUAACAGGAAUGUGUCUCUGUCAAAACAAAAGUCUUUAGAGAAUGAUCUGUCCUUGACAUUGAACUUGGAUCACAGACUCUGUCUGGAUUCAGAUGAUGAAGCAGACCUUGUCAAGGAACUUCAAAGUAUGUGCUCUAGCAAAUCUGAAUCAGAUAUAAGCAAGAUUGCAGAUUUCAGGGGUGAUGUAAGGAGGUUUGAUAGUCCAGGAAACAACCCUACAUUUUCAGCAACUGUUAAUAACCUAAGAAUGCCAGUGUCACAAAAGGAGGUCAGUCCUCUCAGCAGCCAUCAAACUAUGGAAUGCAGCAACAGUAAAUCAAAGACUGAGUUGGGUGUUUUAAGAGUUAAAUCUUUUCUUCCUGUUCCCAGAAGUAAAGUUACUCAGUGUUCCCAGAGCACCAAAAGAGGCAGCAGCAGCAGUAAUACAAGGCAAAUAGAAAUAAACAACAACUCAAAAGAAGAGAUUUGGAACUUACACAAAAAUGAACAAGUACAAAAACCUAACAAAUAGGCCUGCCUACAAUAUUCUCUCUCUUAACUUCAAUAUAUUUCAAACAUAAACCACGGACAACAAGAUGUAAAUACCUUUAAAUGAAUAAAAUAUUUUCACAGCAAUAUGAAGUAUGAGUGCAGGACCACUAUUCAAUUGUUUGUAAAGAAUGUAUUUAUAACCAACAUUUUGUUGUUUUUUUUCUAGUUCUGUAGGGUCGAACUUCAAUAUCAAGAAGUUAUGCCAACGUUCCAAGUAGUUGUAGAAUAGAAUUAUUGUAAUAGUUUUAAUCAACAUGUUCAGGGGGUAUUAAAACAAAACUGUGUACCAUGUAUCUGUAUAUAUGUAUAUAUUUAAGAAAGUCCAUGAAUCAUAUUGCAUACUACAUGUUAUAAAAUGUGUACAGUGUUGACUUGGAUAAAGUGUGCCAUUUUAAAUGGAGAUCAUAAUUUUAUGUUCACUUGAUAAGGAACGACUAGAAUGAGGCAAUAACUUAAUCAUUUCUAAACAGUUAUUUUCCAUUAAAAGCCAUAUUAAGUAUUUUGCCUGUUAAAUUCUAGUUUUAUAUUUUAAAUCUUUUAAUAGUUACAUUGCUGUUUGGUUGCAUCAUGUAUAUUUAUGCUCAUGAGUUUGCAUUGUGACUGUAAAAUAUAAAAUUAUAUAAUGCAA